CGUCUUCACACUGCGAUUGUUACCUUUUCGUCAAAUUAACUUUUUGAGGAUCUUUUGCUAACCUGGCCAUGGGAGAGUAUAGAAUCAGUAGAAAUUUUGCUCUGAUACAUUCAGAAGCAAACGUCAGCGACGAAGCGUUACUUGAUCCACACUGUGUUGUGCAUCAGUCGGCCGUUAUUGGUAAAGGUACUCGAAUCGGUUCCAACACUGUUAUUGGGCCUUUUGUCUCUAUUGGUGCUGAUUGUAAUAUUGGUUGCAACGUUACGCUUGAAAACUGUCGAGUUGGUGAUCGUUGUGUGAUUCAUAGUGGUGUUCGUGUCGGACAAGACGGAUUCGGUUUUUAUUUUGACGAGAGUCACAGAGUUGUUAAGAAACCACAAACCCUCCAGGUUGUUAUUGGUAACGAUGUUGAAAUCGGAGCCAAUAGCUGCGUUGAUCGUGGAAGUUGGCGAAACACUUUUAUCGGUGAUCACACAAAGAUAGAUAACUUGGUGCAAAUUGGUCACAAUGUUCACAUCCACGGCCCUGCUUUUAUCUGUGGACAAGCAGGUCUAGCUGGCAGUGUCACCUUGGGUAGUUAUGUUCGUCUAGCUGGACGCAGUGGAGUUGUUGAUCAUGUGACGGUUGGGGAUCAUGUUGACAUUGCUGCAUGUUCUAUACUUACCAAGAAUGCACCCAGUGAAAGUGUAUGGGCAGGCUUUCCAGCUCAAGAUAUUCGUUCUUGGAAAAAAGAGCUUUUGGCUAUUCGACAACUCGCAAAAUCAUAUGUUACUGCUAGUCAGCCAGCUCCUAGCAACCCAAAGGUGGAGUUUUCAGGGGAACCUUCGGAUGACAGUCUUUACUGAUAUCUGAAAUGUGCAUAGAAAUUGUU
Molecule: messenger RNA, 871 nt
Organism: Galdieria sulphuraria
Lineage: Eukaryota; Rhodophyta; Bangiophyceae; Galdieriales; Galdieriaceae
Product: UDP-3-O-[3-hydroxymyristoyl] glucosamine N-acyltransferase
Exons: 5
Coding region: 69-845 (258 amino acids)
Biological process (GO): lipid A biosynthetic process
Source: RefSeq, a predicted model, not a curated record